This is a messenger RNA of Doryrhamphus excisus (bluestripe pipefish), 2043 nucleotides long. RefSeq names its product CLN6 transmembrane ER protein a (gene cln6a). Gene Ontology annotation, biological process: lysosome organization. The record is from RefSeq and is a predicted model, not a curated record. NCBI's taxonomy places the organism in Eukaryota, Metazoa, Chordata, Actinopteri, Syngnathiformes, Syngnathidae. Gene Ontology annotation, cellular component: endoplasmic reticulum; membrane.
AAGUGGACGGGGCGGGACAACCAAGGCUUUAAACGGGAAGUGAAAGACUGGUGACAAAAAUAUGCCUUUAAAGGCCUGAUUGUGUUUAUUAUUGCAUCUUUAUCAAGACACGGUGCCGAAAAUGCAGACAGUAAGGAGACGUCGACUCAACGAUUCGACCGUUGACACGCCAACAGAAAUGAGCGACAACAUGACACAGAAGAAAAAGGCGCACUUCCAUUCAGACUUGUGGCUCUACCUGACCCUGCAGAACUGGAUUCUGGACUUUGGAAGGCCGAUUGUCAUGCUCCUGCUUCCGCUCCACUGGUUCCCCCUGAAUAAGCCGAGCGCUGGAGACUACUUCCACAUGGCCUACAAUGUGAUCACACCAUUCCUCAUGCUCAGGUUGAUAGAGCGCAGUCCGAGGGCGCCGCCUGGCUCGGCAGUGUACCUGUGCAUCAUCACCUUUGUCAUGGGCGCCAGCAUCCACCUGGUGGGAGACUCCAUCAAUCACAGACUGGUCCUGAGUGGCUACCAGCUCCAUCUGUCAGUCCGAGACAAUCCCAUCAUGAGAGACCUCCAGCCCGCCACACUGAUUGACUCCUUUGAGUUGCUGUAUUACUAUGAUGAACACCUUGGCCAUCUCAUGUGGUACAUUCCCUUCUUCAUCAUUCUCCUCAUUUACUUCACUGGAUGUUUCACUGAGAUGGAGGACAAGAUUCCAGCGUCAGGCAAGCUGCUGCUCGCUCCAAGCGCGCUCUACUAUUGGUACUUGGUCACUGAAGGACAGAUCACCGAACUCUUCCUUGUCACCUUCUUCGCCAUGAUCGCCAUGGUGAUGCAGCAAAGGUAUAAAGGCCUCAGCCCGGACAGCAAUGGCCGCUUCUUGUUCUACACUUUCUGUCUUACUGGCCUGUUGGUGACACUCUGGGUGGUCUGCCUGUGGAACGACCCCGUGCUGCGCAACAAGUACCCCGGCUUAAUGUACGUGCCGGAACCCUGGGCCUACUACACGCUACACGUAAACAAAAGCCACUGAAGCUCGAUUCAUCAUUCAUCAGCUCAAUAAAUAACAACAAGACAUUGGUAUCAGGACAUGUGGAAGAUCUGGGUUCAUAUCUCCUUGUGGAGUUUGCAUCUUCUCCCCGUGCAUGCAUGCCCCCCCCCCCCAUUCCAAAAACAUGCUAGCUUGAUUGGCCACUCCAAAUUGUCCAUAGGUAUGAAUGUGAGUGUGAAUGGUUGUUUGUCUAUAUGUGCCCUGUGAUUGGCUGGCCACCAGUCAAGGGGGGACCCCGCCUCUCACAUCAAGACAGCUGUGAUAGGCUCCAGCACCCCCACCUGCGUGAGGAUAAUCGGUAGAAAAUGAUUAUGAUAUCAACACAUUGGGCUGCUCCUGUUGUUGAUAGAGUGUGGGACUUUACACUGGUGGGGUGCGGGAACUUGGCAGGGUGGGGUGAGUCUUCAAGGCUGGCAAUGCCAUCAUUGGUGGAGCGGCGGCAAACGUAGUCCGGAUGCUACGAUACAUUCAAGGCACUGAAUGUAGUGUAGUGUCAACCAAUAGAAAAGGAGAAGGAGCCGUUACCAUGACUACUCGUACUUCUUUGACCCGGGUGACCUGUGGGAGGACCUGUCGAUCCAGGAUGGGACUACACCACCACUACGCCACCAAAGACUCACCUUUGGAAGCCAGUGUGUGUGUGUGUGUGAUGUCUCCAUGGAGAGGUACUCAUGAUGGCCAAGGGGAAAAGGCGAUGACAACCAUAGAAAGGUCAACUGCACUUUUGAUGUAAGGAAAGUGGAAAAAGUAGAAAGAAGAAGAAAGUAGACAUCCUUGUAAUAUUAGUGAAUUAUUGAAUCAGUCCAAGUAGGAUGAGGCCAAUUUUCAAGGGAACUAAUAUCUGAUAUGGUAUCUAUGACUAAAGCAACAGCCUAGCAUGACCAUGGAUCAUAUACACAUAUGUACUUUUUCACUUUGACCUCUAUCUAUCCACACUUGACCCUGAAUGCACCUCGGGUAAACGUCAGUUUACAGAAUAAUGUCAUCGUGUGCUAAUUACGGCUAUU